AUGAACCAGGCAGAGCCUGCUGAUGACCCAGAUCCCAGCCCUGAACCCUUGUGUGUGGUGUGUGGCCAAGUCCAUUCCCCUGAGGAAAAUCACUUCUACACCUACACAGAAGAUGUGGACGAUGACCUCAUAUGUCACAUCUGCUUGCAAGCAUUGUUAGACCCCUUGGACACUCCCUGUGGACAUACUUACUGCACACUCUGCCUCACCAACUUCCUGGUGGAGAAAGACUUCUGCCCUGUGGAUCGCAAGCCUGUGGUCCUGCAGCACUGCAAGAAGUCCAACAUCCUGGUCAACAAGCUCCUCAACAAGCUGAUGGUGACCUGCCCUUUCACAGAGCACUGUUCCGAGGUGUUGCAACGCUGUGACCUUGAACAUCAUUUUCAAACAAGCUGUAAAGGUGCCUCCCACUAUGGCCUGACCAAAGACAGGAAGAGGCGUUCACAAGAUGGCGGGUCAGACGGCUGUGCUAGCCUCACAGCAAUGCCACUCUCCCCAGAGGUUUCCGCAGCUGCCACCGUCUCCUUAAUGACGGAUGAGCCAGGCCUAGACAACCCUGCCUAUAUGUCCACAGCAGAGGAGGGCCAGCCAGCAAACAGCCCAUUGGAUACUGGCCGGAACAACCGAACUAGGACACGGCCCUUUGAGCGAUCUACUAUCAGAAGCAGAUCUUUUAAGAAAAUAAAUCGGGCUUUGAGUGUCCUUCGGAGGACAAAGAGCGGAAGUGCAGUUGCCAACCAAGCUGACCAGGGAAGGGAAAAUUCUGAGAAUACCACUGCCCCUGAAGUCUUUCCAAGGUUGUAUCACCUGAUUCCAGAUGGUGAAAUUACCUGCAUUAAGAUCAAUCGAGUGGAUCCCAGUGAAAGCCUCUCCAUUAGGCUUGUGGGAGGCAGUGAAACCCCGCUGGUCCAUAUCAUUAUCCAGCAUAUUUAUCGUGAUGGCGUGAUUGCCAGAGAUGGCCGAUUACUGCCAGGAGACAUCAUCCUAAAGGUCAACGGGAUGGAUAUCAGCAAUGUACCUCACAGCUACGCCCUUCGCCUUCUGCGGCAGCCCUGCCAGGUGCUACGGCUCACAGUGCUGCGGGAGCAAAAAUUCCGAAGCAGGAACAACGGACUGGCAAUGGACUCCUAUGGCUCCCAGGAUGACAGUUUCCAUGUGAUUCUCAAUAAACGCAGCCCUGAGGAGCAGCUUGGAAUAAAACUGGUGCGCAAAGUGGAUGAGCCAGGUGUAUUCAUUUUCAAUGUACUUGAUGGUGGUGUGGCAGACAGACACGGUCAGCUGGAGGAGAAUGAUCGUGUGUUAGCCAUCAACGGACACGACCUUCGAUAUGGCAGCCCAGAAAGCGCGGCUCAUCUCAUUCAGGCCAGUGAGAGGCGCGUGCACCUCAUCGUGUCCCGCCAAGUUCGACAGCAGAGCCCUGACAUCUUCCAGGAAGGGAGCUGGAACAGCCACGGCAGCCACUCCCCAGGGCCUGGGGAAAGGAGCCACUCUCCUAAGCUCAACCACCCUGCAGUCACUUGUCAUGAGAAGGUGGUAAGUGUCCGAAAAGACCCCAGCGAGUCCCUCGGCAUGACCGUGGCUGGGGGAGCAUCACACAGGGAAUGGGACUUGCCCAUCUAUGUCAUCAGUGUUGAGCCUGGAGGAGUCAUAAGCAGAGAUGGAAGAAUAAAAACAGGUGACAUUUUGUUGAAUGUGAAUGGGAUUGAACUAACGGAGGUGAGCCGGAGUGAGGCGGUUGCAUUGUUGAAGAGCACAUCUUCCUUGAUGGUGCUCAAAGCUUUGGAAGUCAAAGAACAAGAGCCUGAGGAAGACUGCAGCAGCCCAGCAGCCCUGGACUCCAACCACAACACGGCCCCGCCAGGUGACUGGUCCCCCUCCUGGGUCAUGUGGCUGGAAUUACCACGAUACUUAUAUAACUGCAGAGAUGUUAUAUUACGAAGAAAUACAGCUGGAAGUCUGGGCUUCUGCAUUGUAGGAGGUUAUGAAGAAUACAAUGGGAACAAACCUUUUUUUAUUAAAUCCAUUGUUGAAGGAACACCAGCAUACAAUGAUGGAAGAAUUAGAUGUGGCGAUAUUCUUCUUGCUGUCAAUGGUAGAAGUACAUCAGGAAUGAUACAUGCUUGCUUGGCAAGGAUGCUGAAAGAACUUAAAGGAAGAAUUACUCUUACUAUUGUUUCUUGGCCUGGCACUUUUUUAUAG
Molecule: messenger RNA, 2199 nt
Organism: Orycteropus afer afer
Lineage: Eukaryota; Metazoa; Chordata; Mammalia; Tubulidentata; Orycteropodidae
Gene: LNX1
Product: ligand of numb-protein X 1
Exons: 10
Coding region: 1-2199 (732 amino acids)
Biological process (GO): ubiquitin-dependent protein catabolic process
Cellular component (GO): cytoplasm
Molecular function (GO): protein binding; ubiquitin-protein transferase activity
Source: RefSeq, a predicted model, not a curated record